Molecule: messenger RNA, 2195 nt
Organism: Raphanus sativus (radish)
Lineage: Eukaryota; Viridiplantae; Streptophyta; Magnoliopsida; Brassicales; Brassicaceae
Exons: 6
Coding region: 136-1542 (468 amino acids)
Source: RefSeq, a predicted model, not a curated record
AAUGUACACUUUACUAGUAGGUUUUAGCCCAUUUGCAAAGAUGACUCAUCUCUGAAUUCUAAACUCUCUCUCUCUCCUAUCUUCUUCUCGCGGUCGCAGUAUAAUAUAUUAUAUAGACCAAAGGGAGAUAUUAACAUGCACUCUCUAAAGGCUAGUUGCGUUGGGCAAGUGUUGGCUCUAGCCAAGCCUCACGACUCUGUAGGCAAGAGAACGCGUAAUCGUAUCCCCAAAGAGGAGAGAAAGACACUUGUUGAAUCUUUCAUUAAGAAGCAUCAAAGGCUAAACAAUGGGAGUUUUCCUUCACUUAAUCUCACACACAAGGAGGUUGGUGGGUCUUUCUACACCAUUAGAGAGAUUGUCAGAGAGAUCAUCCAAGAAAAUAGAGUCCUUGGUACUAGUGGCUUGAUUCUGGAAGACAAAGGAGAUGACCAUUUGCAAGAUCAAACUCUGUCAAGUUCUUUACUCAUGGAUCCUGUCCCUCCUUUAUCUUUGUCCCCAGAGGGAUUCCAUUCUCCAUCAGGUCAAACUCAUAAUCUCUCUUCAGAGGUUAGGGAGAGAAUGUCAGCUGAUGACAUUGACGGCAGACAGGCUGCUGCUGCCUCUGAAGAGACGUCGGGAUCUGAUGUGUUAAAGGACAGGGAAGUGAACGGGUGUCAUCAACUUUCUGAAGAAGGCAGAGGGCUGCUCACACACGAGCCAGUGGACUCUACUGAUAUAUCCAGGGCUCAGUUUACAGGAUCUUGCGGUGAAGAGAAUGAAGAAGUCGAGGUGGAUAAGAAAGACAUAGCAUUUGAGGAAACACCUUUGACUGAAUCAAAAGACACAAAACCUGUCAACAAUGACGAUAGAGUGAAUGAUGAUGAAGCAGCGAUGAUGACCCAAGGGGUUAACAUGAGGGAGAAUACAUUAGACACAAUUGAUCUGCCAGCAGGAGAAGCAGUUGCUGAGACUUGUACGACGAUGGAGUUGGCUAAAGUUUGUGAGGGUGGAAAUGGAACUGAGGCAAAGGUGGAAAGUGAUAGCAGCAUCGAAACUUUUGUUGAUCUUGGAGAUAUUUCUUCAUCCAUUUCUGCCGUACCUGAAGAACGAGGGACACAAGUCAUUGGUGGUCAAAUCUCAAUCGUUAUGGAAAAGAAAGCUGAAGAGAAAACUGUAAAUCCUGCUUCGGUAGAUGCUAAAGGGAAGGUGGUUGACAAUGCUGUGAUUAGCAGCAGCAUUCAUGAGACUAAGGAAUUUAGUAAUGGAAGUUGUUUGACAACAGAACGGACAAUCCCAAAAUCUAGCACUGAGUCUGGAAGUUUAAAGGAGGACAUAGCUAGGAAUGAAGUCACAAGUGUCGAGAAGGCAAGAGUGGAAAAGGAGAACCUCAAUGCUUCAGAUAGUUCAAGCUCUCAGAAAGGAAACAUUGCACCACUAAACAGAAUCAAACCUGAAUCGUGGAAAGGGCAAUCUAAUGUGACAGGAGGAGGACGUGAAACAAAUCCGCUUUUGGCAGUGUUGAAGUCUUUUUUGACAGCCUUUGUGAAGUUUUGGUCCGAGUGAUGAUAUAUUGAUCGUUGGUUGAGUUUUACUAGUUUUUGUUAGUGAGAGUUGGUGAGUUUAACGAUAAGAUGUAUGGUUUGAAAUGUGCUGUGCAAGUUGUGUGUUGAAUGUUAUGGGUUGAAUCAUAUGAAUGGUGCAGCAAACCCCGCCAGUUCCAAGGUUAACAUGCACCAAAGAAGCCUUCUGUCUGUUAAAGUGGCUCAUUUUGAUUUGAUUAUUUUAAGAGACCACAAGCGUUUGAUGGGUUAUCAAAUGGAAAGAAAGAGGCAACAAAGCAAGGGCCUUCCUGAUUUCUUCGGAACUGUAAAUUGUACAGACCACCAAAACCGACUUCAUCGAGCUGGUAUUGAAGUCUGGUUAACAACUUCAACGAGACUUUCAUCGUCUGUUUUGAAUGAUGAUGAUAUUAAAAGAACAGCUAGCUAGUUUUACUAAGAACACAUAAGGGCAAGUUACAAGUGAGCAUGGAGUUGAGAGAAGACAUAGAAGGGACACAGCCUAUCUUUUUCUUCAUCUAUGCUCUACAAAGACAUUGUCAGAGUGAAAUAAACUUUAAUGUUUUCAUUUUUUUUUUCAACUUAGAAUGAUUAAAAAGAUAAUGAUACUAUGCUCUAAAUGUUUUGCAUUACAAACUCCUCAAUACAACACAAAAA